Messenger RNA from Lycium ferocissimum, 1144 nucleotides. Its product is annotated as LOB domain-containing protein 4-like. NCBI's taxonomy places the organism in Eukaryota, Viridiplantae, Streptophyta, Magnoliopsida, Solanales, Solanaceae. Bases 199 to 753 code for a protein of 184 amino acids. The record is from RefSeq and is a predicted model, not a curated record. The transcript has 2 exons.
UACUCUCAAGAUCUUAAAAUUAGGAUCUUUAAAGAUUUUUCUUUUUCUCCAGCUAAUUUUCUGGACCCCUUUGUAAUUUCGAGGCCCCAUGCUUUACUUUGUGCCUUCAAAUACUCAACUAAGUAAGUGCAUUUGCGUUAAUUUCAACCAAAAAUAAAUACUUACCAAAUUAGCAACUGCUUUAAUUUAUUGUUUCUAAUGAGUUCUAUAAGCAAGAAGAACAAACAUAUGCCAUGCUCAGCAUGCAAGCUUCUUCGUAGACGCUGCACUCAAGAUUGCAUUUUCUUGCCUCACUUUCCAGCUGCUGAACCACAAAAAUUUAUUGCUGUUCAUCGCAUUUUUGGUGCUAGCAACAUCAGCAAAACGUUACAAGAGAUACCAAAGGAGAAUAGAGAAGAUGCAGUGAUCAGCAUGGUCUAUGAAGCUACGGCAAGACUCAGAGAUCCAGUUUAUGGCAGUGUAGGCAUCAUUUCUGCCCUCCAGAAACAUGUCUUUCACUUGCAAUCCGAGUUAAACAAAGCUUUAGAUGAAGCAAUGUGUCUCAGAAUCCAGUUACCCGAUCCUUUAUCCUUACCCUCCCUGCUGGAAGGUUCUCCACUCACUUCCGAGAACCAUGAGUUUCACCAUUCUCAGAAUCCAAGGGAGCAAAAUGCAUAUGCUAAUGCCUCAGAUGCCUUGCUUCUACUUCCAGAAGCAGCAGAUUAUUGUUUCCAAGAAACUGAAGUUCUUCCACUGCCUUAUUUGGGCAUAUAGGUCUUCAAUAUGGACAACAGUAGACUGUCAAUAUUUGCCUUUCAUUUAACACCUUAUCAUGUUCUUUUUCUUCCCCUGCUACUCAUCUAGUCAAAUAUAUAAGUGGAUUUCGCUAAGAUAAUGUUCCAAGGCCGCAGAUAUACUAGUUUCUUCAUGCUUUGGACCUCCGAAUGAAAAAAGAUUUAAGUUAUAUACACCAACACUGUAAAAGCUUUUACACUAUCGGUGCAAUUUAACUCCAGGGUCAUCAUAUCAUGCUUGAUUUCAGAAGUUAAGUGUUUUAGUAGGUCAACUUUACCUGAUGGUGCAAAUGUAUAAAGCUGGUCAGUAGAGCAGGUGAAUAACGCAUGAACUACCAGUGAGCACUGCAACUGAUUCAUGAUAUUAUGCA